AUGGAUCUACUUGUUAACAAAUACAGGCCAAAUGAAGUUCAAGAUGUAAUUGGAAACCAGAUGACUGUGGAGCUUGUUUCAUUAAUCAUUGACAGUAAAGACAUGCCACACCUACUGUUUGCGGGACCUCCUGGAACAGGUAAAACGACUUGUGCAAAGAUACUCGCUAGAAAACUUCUCCCCAGCAAGGAAGGACUACUAGAGCUGAACGCAUCUGAUGAAAGAGGAAUAGAGACAGUCCGGACCACCAUCAAAAGCUUUGCUCAAAGAAGGAUUAAGGACUGUAGCUUUAAGGUUAUUAUUUUGGACGAGGCGGAUUCAAUGACCACAGCAGCCCAGCAAGCCAUGCGCAGGGUAAUGGAGGUGCACAGCUCGGAGUGCAGGUUCAUCUUAAUAUGUAAUACUCUAACAAAGAUAUUCGAGCCUAUUCAGAGUAGAUGUGCAAUACUGAGAUUCGACAGAAUAGAAAACUCUAUGAUUCUGGAAAGACUAAGGGAAAUUAGUAAGGAUGAGGGCAUUAAGAUAAGCAAGGAGGCCUUAGACCUCAUUGUUGAACUCAGUGAUGGAGAUAUGAGACAGUCACUAAACAUCCUCCAGGCGUGCAUCAGUUCCUCGGAAACCAUAGAUCAAGGCUACAUAAUCAAAAUAAUAGGCCUUCCGUCUCCAAAGAGAAUUGAAAGAGUCCUCGAGAGACUUCUAAGGAAUGAGGCUGAAGAGGCCUUAAAGAUGUUUGAUGAAAUCUGGGAUGAGAAGUUUGAUCCCCUAGAUCUGAUAAACUCGUUUUUCCGGGCUGCAAAGAACAUGGAGAACUACGAACUUCUUAAAGUGAUUGGUUUGGCAAACCUCAGAAUAUCUGAAGGUGUUAACUCAAGACUCCAGUUCUACGGAAUGUUCCACGAUAUCCUUGAUAUGGGAAACAAAAAGCCAUAG
Encephalitozoon intestinalis ATCC 50506 is the source of this 930-nucleotide messenger RNA. Its product is annotated as replication factor C. Gene Ontology annotation, molecular function: DNA clamp loader activity; DNA binding; ATP binding. NCBI's taxonomy places the organism in Eukaryota, Fungi, Microsporidia, Unikaryonidae. Gene Ontology annotation, biological process: DNA repair; DNA-templated DNA replication. The transcript has a single exon. The record is from RefSeq and is a predicted model, not a curated record. Gene Ontology annotation, cellular component: nucleus; DNA replication factor C complex. Bases 1 to 930 code for a protein of 309 amino acids.